CUGAACCAGUUGGCGUCAAUGGCGCGCACACACACGUCUAUAUAUACGCGCAACAUAUGAAGCAGAAAUCCAAGCUUGAAUAGUCAUCUUCAGAAGAGCAAGUCAAAAAUCACCAAUUACCCAUGUUUUUCCACCGAAGAAAAAGACAAUAAAACAAAGGUUUGGCCUUGUUUCUUUAGAGCCUCAAAAACAAAAGACUUAUCGGAAACAGCCAGAAAGGCUAGCUAGGUAGCUGAGGAAAAAUUAAGAAACAAUGGCUGAAAUUGCAGUAACCUAUCUUCUCGACAAGCUCACGAGCUUGACGCAAGAAGAGGUCAAAUUAUUGAAGGGGGUCAAGGAAGCAGCUGCGUCCAUCGAAGACGAACUGGAGCAAAUCACGGCCUUCCUAAGAGCUGCAGAUCAAAUGGAAAAGAAGACCCCUCAACUCGAGGUGUGGGUUAAGCAAGUGAGAGAUGUAGCUUAUGAUAUUGAAGAUGCUCUUGAUGAGUACAGGCUUCACCUCACACAACCUCAUGGCAAUGAUUUCUAUGUCUCUCUUGCUAAGAUCAUAAAGACUUUGAAUGCUCGCCAUCAGUUUGGUUCCGAAAUACAACGCAUCAAAUCCAGAGUUGUAAGUAUUGCGGAGGCACGUCAGAGAUUAAUCCAGGGGGAAACUACAGUAGUUGACUCCAAGAAAUGGCUUGACCGUCGACAGGAUGGCCUUCUGGUAGAAGAAGCUGAUCUGGUGGGCAUCGAAAAGCCCAAAAAGCAGCUCAUCAGCUGGCUUAUCCCGGCUCCGGGUGAUACUGAAGGCAAAGUGGUUUCGGUGGUCGGAAUGGGUGGCUUGGGGAAGACCACCUUGGUCAAGAAAGUCUAUGAUGAUGCACAAGUGAAGCUGCACUUCAAAUACCGAGCUUGGAUGUUUGUUUCUCAAUCUUUCAAGAUGGAAGAGCUCCUAAAAGACAUGCUUCAGCAACUCUACAAGGUAAAAAGGAAGCCAGUUCCUCCAGAAGUAGAAAGCAUGAGCAACGAUCAGCUAAGAACCAAAAUCAAAACCUUUUUGCAACAAAAGAGGUACCUGAUUGUGUUGGACGACGUGUGGCAUGUUGAUGAUUGGGAUGCUGUCAAACUUGCAUUCCCAAACAACAAUGGCAGUCGAGUAAUGCUCACAACUCGUAUUACUGAAAUAGCCUCUGCCUCCUGCAGGGAGUUCAAUGGUAAAGUCCAUGCUCUAAACCCUUUGUCUCCUGAAGAGUCCUGGACUCUAUUUUGCAGAAAGACUUUUGGGGAUCAGAACUCUUGCCCUCCAGAUUUGAAGGGUCUUGCUGAAAGUAUCCUUGGAAGAUGCGAAGGAUUGCCGCUUGCAAUUGUGGCACUCAGUGGUGUUUUGACGACAAAGGACACGACAGAGCAAUGGGAUGUGAUACAACGUUGUCUUGCUGAUGAACUUGAAGAGAAUGUUAGACUCAAUAACAUGGGAAAAAUUCUGUCACUCAGUUAUAAUGAUUUGCCAUACUAUCUCAAGUCCUGUUUUCUGUAUUUUAGCAUCUUUCCUGAAAAGCAUCCCAUCGACCAAAUGAGACUCAUUCGAUUAUGGGUGUCAGAAGGAUUUGUUAAAGAGAAAGAAGGAAUGACGUUGGAAGAAGUUGCAGAGAGCUAUCUCUACGAGCUGUUGAACAGAAGCUUGAUCCAAGUGGCAGGGACAAGCAGCGAAGGGAGGAUCAAAACAUGCCGCAUCCAUGACCUGCUUCGGGAGAUUAUCAUUUCCAAGUCAAAAGAUCAGAACUUCGUAGCAGUAGUUCGAGGGCAAAACGUGAUUAAUUGGCCGGAUAAAGUUCGUCGCCUGUCAAUACAAAAACCCAAGCAGGAUGUUCAACAAAGCCAGAGCAUCUCCCGGCUUCGUUCUUUGCUCAUAUUCCGGAGGGUAGAUUCACUGUCUCUGUCUGAGUAUUCCAAGCCCAUUCCAUUUCCUCUUGAUUUCAAGCUGCUUAAAGUGUUAGAUUUGCAAGGUGCACCUCUUGAGAUAUUUCCUAAUGAGAUCGUCAAGCUGCUCCUUCUGAAAUAUCUAAGCUUGAGGGCCACAAAGAUAAAAGCCAUUCCAAACUCAAUUAAGAGUCUGCAGAAGCUGGAGACAUUGGAUCUUAAACAUGCAUGCGUCACAGCAUUGCCUGCUGAGAUUUCCCAGCUUCAGAAACUUCGCCACCUGUUGGUGUAUCGCUAUGAAAUCCAAUCUUAUGUGCCCAUAAAUUCCAAAUAUGGGUUUAAGGCCAUGCCACACAUAGGAAGUCUCCGGUGCUUACAAAAGCUCUGUUUCAUAGAGGCAGAUCAUGGCGGCAAUGAGCUAAUGAAAGAGCUUGGAAGUCUGAAACAGCUGCGGAGGCUUGGCAUUGUGAACUUCAGAAGAGAAAAUGGGGUUGCUCUCUGCUCUUCCAUUGAAAAUCUAACAAACCUUCGCGCUUUGUCAAUAACUUCAACAGAAGAGAAUGAGAUAAUUGAUCUUGAAAACCUUUCAUCCCCUCCUCCAUUUCUUCAGCGGCUAUACCUGGCAGGACGUCUAGAGAAGUUACCACACUGGAUAUCUUCUCUCCACAGUUUGGCCAAGGUGUCUUUGAAGUGGAGCCAAUUAAUGGGUGACUAUGAUCCUCUUCAACCGCUUCAAGAUUUGCCCAAUCUAGUACAUCUUGAAUUUCUGCAGGUUUAUGAGGGAGACACGUUGCAUUUUAAGGCUCAGGGAUUUCAGAAGCUCAAGGUUUUAUGCCUUGACAACAUGGAUGGACUGAAGACAGUAGAGAUAGAAAUGGGAGCCAUGCCUCUCCUUGAAAAGCUCAUCCUCCAGCGCUGCAAAUUGCUGCAAAAGCUGCCAUCAGGUAUUGAGCAUCUUAAAAGGCUGAAACUGCUGGAUUUUUUUGACAUGCCUUAUGAGUUAAUCAUGACAAUACGUCCAGACAUAGAAGGUGUGGGGGAUUAUUGGAAGGUUGAAAAUGUGCCAGAAAUUAACUCUACCUAUUGGAGAGAUGGUGGCUGGGAUGUCUACUCAUUGGAGAGAUUAAUCGAGGGAGAGACUUCAGCCCCCACAAGGAUGGCUACCCAUGAACUUCCUUCCUAUUGGAAAUAGUGCAUUUUCUGCUUCAUUUUAUUAUACUUACAAAAUGCUAAUAAUCAAGAACAAGGCUGGCUAGCUCCUUGUUUUCUUCCUUUAAUAUGUGCCUUAAUAAACCAGUACCUGUACUCCGGUGCUGCUGAUCUAAUUCUAAGUUUUUUUUUUUUUCCUUCAAUUACUAUCCAAGUUGUACUCAUUAAAAAAGAUCAUGACCAAAAUUUGAGCCAGGGGAUUCAAAAUUGCUGUGUUUGAUCCUUUUACUAAUUUGGUUAACUUUGGUGAUUGUUGUGUGGUUGCUAUUUUGAAAUUGUUAUACUUGUUGGAAAAUACUUAUUCAGCC
Messenger RNA from Corylus avellana, 3419 nucleotides. RefSeq names its product disease resistance protein RPM1-like. The record is from RefSeq and is a predicted model, not a curated record. Gene Ontology annotation, biological process: defense response to other organism. Lineage: Eukaryota; Viridiplantae; Streptophyta; Magnoliopsida; Fagales; Betulaceae. Gene Ontology annotation, molecular function: ADP binding.